Caenorhabditis bovis is the source of this 561-nucleotide messenger RNA. NCBI's taxonomy places the organism in Eukaryota, Metazoa, Nematoda, Chromadorea, Rhabditida, Rhabditidae. The record is from the annotation of a GenBank genome assembly.
AUGAUUUUUGCGCUCUGCUUCUAUUCGGCCAUGUUUGUUGUCGGAAUCGCGAUACCGCGAGAGAGCUGCCAUGGCGAUCUGAAUCGCGGCCAUUGGCGAUGCUCAAAUCGCACGCGAGCAAUUAAGUAUUAUUUUGACAAGGAACUCGAUACAUGCCUUCCAUUCCUUUAUGAAGGAUGCGGCGGCGGCGCGAACCAUUGGAAUGACGUCGAGUUUUGUAUACAAAGGUGUAAACCAGCAGACCGCGGAACUUGUGGAGGCGGGGCUCGAGCUCUAGCGUCGUGCUCAACAAGGAACAGGAGAUGCCCAUUGGGCUCCAGCUGCUAUAUCAUGGCGUUUGGCAAUGGGCUUUGCUGUAACGAUCGAAUUCAACAAGCUUGGAGGAAGGAGCAUCACCCGAAGUGUCUUGAUAGCGGCUUUACCGUGGUCACCGAACCGGUAUGGUAUGGCGAGCAGCCGCUUCUUGGGAAAAGCUGUGAGCACAAAUUUUGCCCGUUUGGUUCAAAGUGCGUUCCGGGCAGAUGGCUCGCACACUGCUGCCAGCCCAUAAAAUCGCGUUGA